AGGUGAGGUGAGACGGUAAGAGAGAGGAAUGUAACGACAGAAGUAAAUUUCCCAAAUCCCAAGCACGGCCAUUUGAUCUCGUUUCAUUUGCUUAGCCCACCGCGAUCCCUACACAUUACAUGUGGGUUUUUCGCGAAUAAAGGAGAUCAUUGCAAGAGCUUCAGCGAGUUGUUGAACCCAUCAUUAUGAUGAGAAACUUCCAAAAUAACUUCAGCUCUUCCUCUGAUUCCAUGGUCGUCUCUCUCGAACCAUCCAAACCCAAACCCACAAGACUCUACAAAGUCUGGAAGGGAAACAAUGUAUCCCCCCCUUCUUUCCGUCAUUAUGUCUUGUCCUUUUUUAGUAGUGAUGUUUACCUUCUGAUUGUUAAGAGCAUUGGAAUAAGAGAAGUGGGAGGAUAUAGUUGUCAGCUACCCUGUUACUGAGAUUUUUGAGGGAUAUUUGAACUUGAACAAUUUGGAGUAACCCUUUAUCAUAUUUACAUGUGCCCAUAUGUUUUGUACCCCUCGUUUGUAAAAAUUUCAAGUUUGAGCUUCUGGGUUUCUAAGGCAUGAAUGGACCAAUCAAAUAGCUCAAGAAAUUUUUGUGUGGCGGAAGAUUAGUCUUUGGUCAUGAUGCAUCAUCUCUUUUUUUGACAUCAUUCCUAAUUGGAUGUCCUGCGAUAACAUUCUGCAUGAGAAUGCUAUUUUUCACAAUCAAAGGGGACAGUCCUCUCUAUGGCUAUCCUGUAUUUAUCGGGGGAGCAAUCCUCACAAUUUUGGCCUUUGCUUUUCUCUUCUUAACAUCUGCUAGAGAUCCGGGAAUUAUCCCCAGAAAAGCACAAGGAGAAGAAACAUUUGAUUUAAAUGCACCGUCCAUGCGGUGGAUAGACAACAGAAAUUUCAGUGCAAAAUUACCUAAAGUGAAGGAUGUAAAGGUCAACGGCCAUACAUUGAAGGUGAAAUUCUGUGAAACUUGCUUGCUCUUUCGUCCACCACGUGCUUCACACUGCUCUAUUUGCAACAACUGUGUGCAGAAGUUUGAUCACCAUUGCCCCUGGGUUGGUCAGUGUAUUGGAUUGCGUAACUAUCCAUUCUUCAUACUAUUCAUAUCAACAUCAACCUUGUUGUGCGUGUAUGUGUUCACAUUUUCCUGGGUUAAUCUUCGUUGGAUUAAAGGCACCUUGUGGCACAGCAUGUCACACGAUGUCAUAUCAGUUGUUCUCAUUGUAUAUUGCUUCAUGUGCGUAUGGUUUGUGGGUGGCCUAACAGUUUUCCAUCUUUACCUGAUUUCCACCAACCAGACAACUUAUGAGAAUUUCCGGUACCGCUAUGAUAAGAAGGAAAACCCAUACUCAAAGGGACUGCUAGGGAACUUCAAAGAACUUUCAUGUACUAAGAUCCCCUCUUCACUGGUCAACUUCAGAGGGCUGGUUACCGAUGCACCGGGUGUUACUUCAGAUCUUGAAAGAAGCCUUAUAAGCUCUAAACGAAAAAUUGAUGCAGAAAUGGGAGGAAAGCAUGGCAAGCAUAAUAGCGUGAUAAUGCCAAGCAUGUUAAAUGAUCUGGACUGCAACAGCAUGGAUGAUCAUCUGAAGAAGGCGGCAGGAGAAAAAGAAGCUGCAUUUGAUAUUUUCGUUCCUACUAAUCAAGAGCCAAAAUAUUCACAUCAGAAAUCCACAAAGGGAGCCAGUGCUACCCAAGAUAAGGAAAAGCAAUAGCUCCUUCAGAUUACGUUGCUGCUUCUUAGAACAGAGAUCCUUUUGGGGCAUUUGAUGCAAGGGAUAUUUGUAGAUAGUGAGUUUCAAGGUAAGCAUGCUGAUUUGCUCUGACUGAAGUGACAUGAACUGAUGCACAAUGGAAAGAGGAAAGAAGGAGAAACGAAAUAACUCCUUAUUAGUUUCUGACCCAAUGAAAACUAGGUUAUACUUUGGUCACUCAAAACGGGGAGAAAAGACUGACAAGGAGGUUACUGUUAACUGGCACAUGGAACAAAAUUUCUAGAUGAUGGAUGACUAGGCAUCUUCUCUAUCUUUGGUUGGAAUGGAUUGUUGAUUUUGUAAAUUAAUGUCUUGUUCAUUCUUCUCUCUCCAGUCUCAAAUCAAUCUCCUUCCCUCCCUUCUCUUCCCCUUCCACACAUAAUGGUCACGUAGCCACGGGUUAUGGAGCUGUAUUUAUUGUUGCAGAAUAACACAGGAGAUGUUCUUGUGGUUGUCCUCAUUGUAUAUGAAUGGCUAUCAAUGGAUAAGCCAUUUCUUUGUAAUAUAAUAUCCCAAAACCUGCUGGUAAAAAAUAAAAAAUAAAA
Messenger RNA from Prosopis cineraria, 2283 nucleotides. Its product is annotated as probable protein S-acyltransferase 1. The coding region runs from base 674 to 1699 and encodes 341 amino acids. The transcript is spliced from 6 exons. Lineage: Eukaryota; Viridiplantae; Streptophyta; Magnoliopsida; Fabales; Fabaceae. Gene Ontology annotation, cellular component: Golgi apparatus; endoplasmic reticulum. The record is from RefSeq and is a predicted model, not a curated record. Gene Ontology annotation, molecular function: protein-cysteine S-palmitoyltransferase activity. Gene Ontology annotation, biological process: peptidyl-L-cysteine S-palmitoylation; protein targeting to membrane.